Molecule: messenger RNA, 993 nt
Organism: Saccharomycopsis crataegensis
Lineage: Eukaryota; Fungi; Ascomycota; Saccharomycetes; Ascoideales; Saccharomycopsidaceae
Gene: SED5
Product: t-SNARE syntaxin
Exons: 1
Coding region: 1-993 (330 amino acids)
Biological process (GO): intracellular protein transport; vesicle fusion; endoplasmic reticulum to Golgi vesicle-mediated transport
Cellular component (GO): Golgi membrane; SNARE complex; endomembrane system
Molecular function (GO): SNARE binding; SNAP receptor activity
Source: RefSeq, a predicted model, not a curated record
AUGAGUCUUGUGGCCAACCCUAAUGCCAUUCAGGAUCGGACUCUUGAAUUCAAGCAAUGCGUCACCAAUUUCAAUAGAAUAAACCGCGAUAAAUUGAAGAGCAAGCUGUCGCCCGCUCCUGCCGUCAAUAAAUCAGAAUUUAGUUCAAGGGCUGGGACGAUUGCCAAAGAUAUUGCUCAUGCCACUGAAUUAUUGGGGAAAUUGGCAUUACUUGCUAAAAGAAAGCCGUUAUUCGACGAUCGACCAAUCGAGAUUGCCGAAUUGACCUAUGUGAUCAAGCAAGAUAUUUUCAGGGUUGAGAAACAAUUGAAAGAAUUGCAGCAUUAUGCCAGCACAGGACAACAGAUUUCGUCAUCCAAUAAGUCACAAAUUAGUACAUUUUCUAAAAAUGUGUUACAGAUCCUUAACACCAAGACCAAGAAUAUGAGUGGGGAAUUCAAAAGUGUCCUUGAGAUGCGUCAAAAGAACGAAAUGGAGAGUAAAGAACGGAAAAACCAAUUUCUAUCUAAAAGUGCCAACACCUUGGACAAUAAUGGCAGUGGCAAUAAUAACGAUCCCCUUUUUCGUCAACAAUCUUCAAUGGGAGGCGCCAGCGAAAAUCCAUUUUUAUCAUCACUUGCCACUGAUGACCCAGAUGUUUCCAUCCCAGGGGACUCGCCUUAUCUUUCUAUUCCGGAACAAACACAGCAAAUGGCGCUCCUCGAAGAACAAUCGCAAGAGUAUUUACAAGAACGUAAUAGAGCAGUGGAAACCAUUGAGAGCACAAUUAACGAGGUUGGGAAUUUAUUCCAACAAUUGGCAACAAUGGUGAACGAACAAGGCGAAAUGAUUCAGAGAAUUGAUAGUAAUGUUGAUGACAUCGAGAUGAAUAUUCAAGGAGCCCAAAGAGAAUUGUUGAAAUAUUUCAGUAGCAUUAGUAAUAAUCGGUGGUUGUAUGUCAAGAUAUUUGGGAUCUUAAUCUUCUUCUUUUUGCUUUGGGUGUUGGUCAGUUAG